AUGGACCCCUGCAGAUGGAUUCAGAUUUAUCUCCUUCUUCUUGUCUCUCUUUGUUUGGACUUCAACUCUGCGAGUCCAAUACAUACUUCAACCAUAAACUGCAACACAGUUACCCCGACUGUCCAUGUGGGUACCGUUGAUGAAGGAUAUGCAGGGGAUGUGGAGGUGAUAAAUGGCAUCGCAGCAGGAACCAAUGUGAAGCUGGUGUCCCACAUCUUUCCUGUCCACCUUGAGUUUUUGGAGUUGAGCUUCGCACUGGGAGACACUAGCGCAACCGUUCGCACCAAGAAGCCACUGGAUGCAGAUGCCCUGACAUCUAGCGACAGCACCUUGUACUACUCUGUUAUGUGCGACACCGAAAUCAAGUUCAAUAACACUCGCACACUGAAAAUCAACGAUCUCAAUGACAACGGGCCGGUAUUUACAAAGGACCUCUACUCCGUUGAUGUCUCUGAGACUCAAAGUGUGAACACUGAGGUUCUCCGAGUCACAGCUGAGGAUGCCGACAGCACUCCAGAAAACAACCGGGUGUCAUAUUCCAUUGUCCCAGAAACAGACGACUUUCUUUUGACCGGUUCAGGAGCUUUUAUUUUACAGAAACCUUUGAACUACAAUGUUGUCCAGAAGUACAACUUCAUAGUGACUGGCCAAGACAGCGGAGGACUGAAUGACACCGCUUCUGUAGAGAUUACCGUAGUAGACUUUGAUAACUUGAAUCCUUAUUUCCACCACAGUCUGUAUCAAGCCUUUAUACCAGAGAACCAGGCUGGCCUUUUCCAGUCCAUUCAGCCUGAGCCAAUUAAAGCCCAGGAUGGAGACACUGGAAUCAACAUUCCUGUAACGUACAGCAUCGGUGCAGUGUCUCCUGACAUGUAUGAAAGAAACUUUGAAAUAGACUCCAGCAGUGGAGUUUUGUCUGUGACGAAGGCCAUCGACAGAGAGAUGAGCAGUGGUUUGAUCUCCAUCAACAUCAAGGCCGCCCAAACAGACGACAGUCUGAAAACAGCUGAUGCUGUGGUGACCGUCACGGUGGAGGAUGUGAACGACAACGCUCCAGAGUUCGAUCAGACCAACUAUACCGUAACUCUUCCAGAAAACUCUCCUGCUGACACGUUUCUGUUCAAAGCUGCUGUAACCGACCGCGACCAGGGAGGAUUUGUGGGAACCCUGCGGAUCCUUCCAGAAUCUGCCCCUUUCACCAUCAGCCCCGACGGGACGGUCAGAGUGAAGAAUUCCUCCGCUCUGGACAGAGAGGCCGCUGAAACGAUUGUGUUUCAGAUUGAAGCAAGAGAAAAUGAUCCUCCCAACCAUGAUGUAAGAGCACAAGUCACGGUGAGCCUCCUGGAUGAGAACGACAACAGUCCCACCUUCACCAGCAGCUCGUACGAUGGAAAAGUCUACGUAAACCAAACAGUAGGAAUGUUGGUGGUCCAGGUUAAAGCAGAAGAUCCGGAUGCUGGUGUAAACGGGCGCAUCAAGUACUCCAUUGAUUUUGGGAACAGUGAAGGAUACUUCUCACUCAGUGAAGACACCGGAGACAUCACCCUGGCUAAAACUAUUCCCCUGGUGGAAAACAGGGUGUUGGAGUUCCCUCUUCACGUAACAGCCAAAGAUGGGGGAGUCUUAUACCGUUCCUCCUCAGUCCAGGUGAUCAUUCGGGCUCCUGGUGACUCCAAACCUCACUUUCUACAUGAAGUCUAUCAGGGUACUGUAGAGGAGGAGCAGGACCCAGGAGUUUUUAUCCUCAGGGCUGACUUUUCUACAACAGGAGAGGUUCCUGUGACCCUCCAAGUUCAGACAGAAGCUGACAAGUUCUCCAUCUCCCCCAAUGGUGAAUUUACCACCAAGCAAAAGCUCGACUAUGACGAUGGCCCGCACAACUACUCUGUGGAAAUCUCCGUCUCCGAUGGCUCCACCACUAACACCGCAGUCGUGAAGCUUCAUGUCACCGACAUCAAUGACAACAGUCCUGUUUUUACCUCCACUUCCGUCACAAAAUCUGUCCCAGAAGACUCAGAGGUGGGAUCCAAUGUUACCGUUGUCCCAGCUACAGACAAAGACAGCGACUUCAACAAGGAGCUCAGAUACUCACUGAGAGGAGGAGAGGGGAGGUUUUCUGUUGAUCCUGUGAGUGGGAUGGUGAGUGUGGCUGGGACACUCGACAGGGAGACCACGGCAAGUUACAGCCUUCUGGUUGUGGCUGAAGAUCAGGGUCGUCCAGCCAGGUCUGCCACGGCCACCCUGACGGUCCAAGUUGCUGACAUCAAUGAUAACGUCCCAAAGUUCUCUGAGGCCGCGUAUCAGGUUGAGGUCUUGGAAACAGAAUCACUGGGGGAAACCUUGGUAACUGUAUCAGCUGAAGAUCCUGAUGAAGGAGCAAAUGGGAGAAUCAUGUACACCAUUCUUCUGCAAAGUCCCCCAUCUGAGCCUGCAGUUUUUACGUUGGAUGCUUCCAGUGGAGCCCUGAAGCUGGCCCAGCCUCUAGAUUAUAGUGAGGUGAAGGCGUACACUCUGAAGGUUCAGGCCUCUGAUGGAGGGGCUCCUUCUCUAGUUGGGAAUGGCUCUGUGGUGGUAAAGGUGAAGGAUGUGAACAACAACCCACCCGAGUUCAGUAAGGACAGCUAUGAUGUGGCUGUCACUGAGAACCUGGCCUCUGGUGCAUCCAUCCUUACCUUAGAGGUCACAGACAGGGAUGAGGAUGGAUUCUCUAACGGUCACUUCCUGUAUACCAGUGAUACUUUUGACAUUAACAACCAAGGUGUCGUCUCCCUGAGGAAAGGUGUUAGUCUGGACAGAGAGACACAGGACAGCUACAUAUUUCAGGUUAUUGCAGUAGAUCAGCCCACUGACGGUCUGAGAGCGUCUGCUCAGCUUAACAUCAGCAUCCUGGACUAUAAUGACAACGCGCCACAGUUCCCGAGCAUCCCCGACCCCCUGGAGAUCAGCGAAGGUGACUACUCAGAGAAAAAGCCAGGUGAAGUUUUCACCAUCAGACCCACUGAUGCUGACACUGGCCUCAACGGAGAGGUCAGCCUCUCCCUUUCCUCCCCACAUCCACUCUUCAGAUUCAGAGAGGAUGGCAUGCUGCUGGCUGUUGGUCCUCUGGAUCGGGAGAACAGGGAAACGUAUGAGCUCGUUGUUAAGGCUUCAGACAAAGGCAGCCCAAUGAGAGAGAACAUCACCUUCAUCAGAGUGAGCCUCAUCGAUGUGAACGACAACAGGCCUGAGUUUAGCUCCAGCAGCUACGUCAGCGGCAUCCUGCUGAAAGACGCCGAGGAAGGGAAGCUGGUGCUGACGUUGUCCGCCUCCGACAAAGACAUCGGGAACAACUCACUCAUCACCUACAGUUUCUCUGCAGGAAAUUCCCCAUACUUGGCCUUAAACAGUGAAACUGGAGCAGUGACUUUGACCUCUGCCGUGGCUGAUAUAACAGAAAACACCAUGCUGGCUCUGACAGCCAUGGCAACAGACCACGGCCACCCUCCUCUCAACUCCACAGUUCCUGUUGAGGUCAGCCUGAGGACUGUCAGUCUGGUGGAGGGUGUGGCCUUCCAAAGCUCCUCCUACAACUUCAGCUUGCCUGAGAACCAGCCGGCGGGGGCCACAGUGGGGCAGGUCUUGGCCUCCUCAGGAAGUACCAUUUAUGAAGUCAGCUACAGACUGAAAACAAACACCGAAUUGUUCUCCAUCAGCAGCGAUGGUGCCAUCCAGACCACAGCACAGCUGGACAAAGAGCAGCAGGAGUGGUUCAUCCUGGAUGUGGAGGCGGUGGACACACGGACACCCCCUUCAUCGGCCCUGGCAAUGGUCAGAGUUCAGGUGGAGGAUGUAAACGAGCCUCCACAGUUCCCCCCUGAGGUUCAUAAAGCCACGGUGUUCAGCAUCGCCCCGUAUAAAACCCCCGUCAUCUACAUCAAGGCCUCUGAUCCAGAUGUUGGAGAUGAGAACCAGCUGGUCUACAGUCUGUCAGAUGAGAGUUCUGCUUUCGAUGUGGACCCAGCCUCAGGUCUGGUCUAUGUGGUCUCAGCAACUGGCCUCGCUGGACAAACAGCUGCACUGGAGGUGAAGGCCACAGACCCCCGAGGUCUGUUUGCUAAAGCUAAAGUGGAGGUGGUGGUUCGAGGAAGUGCAAGCAGCAGCGACGUGGCGAUCAUCUCACUAAAUCAACCUGCUAACGUUGUGGAGAAGAAGGUGCCAGAGCUGGAGGCGUCUUUAGGUAAAGUCCUGGGCUGGACUGUGAACGUCAUCCAGGUGUCAAGCGUCAGCGGAGGAGCCGUUGAGUCCCGAAGUUUGAGAGAGUCUGUGAGGACUUUGGUCAGCUUUGUCGCUCUAGAUGGAGAGGAAGUUGUUCCCUCUAAUGAAGUCACAAAAAAACUGCAGAGUCAAUCAGAUGCUGUGAAGGCGGAGCUGGCCUUAGUGUUUGGAGAAGGACUUCAUUUUGAUAUAGAGACAACACCUCAGAGCCCCUCCUCCAACCAAGCUGCAGUCAUUGCUCUGGGCGUCUUGUUGACCCUGAGCAUCCUGGGAUUGAUGGUUGCUCUUGCAAUGAUCAUCAGGUUCAAGAGGAAGAAGAAGCACCAGGAUUCUGACAAAGAAAGACUUGACAUCACUCGCCAUGGUGAAAGCUACACGAACCAGGUUUCUGGCACCUCUGAGCAGGGACAGACGAACUCAAAGGAGAAGACAGACAGAGCGGCAGCUCAGUGGAAGAGACGGACAGAUGAGGACGGAGCAGGAAAGACAGAUGGCCUUAAACUAAAGGAGGACACAGAUGAAAGCCACACUUCUUUCUGAUCAGCACCACUUUCCCUGUAACAAACACACUUUAUUAAAAACAAACCACCCAUGGAAACACCAUAAAUUCACAUGUCUCCUUUAAAACAGAUCAAACAUGUACAUCAGUGAGCACUAACAUUUCAGCGUUUUCUGUUUCCAAGCCUGAAUAAACACUUCAGAACUG
This is a messenger RNA of Melanotaenia boesemani (Boeseman's rainbowfish), 4960 nucleotides long. Its product is annotated as protocadherin Fat 4. Bases 1 to 4794 code for a protein of 1597 amino acids. The transcript has 30 exons. Gene Ontology annotation, biological process: homophilic cell-cell adhesion. Gene Ontology annotation, molecular function: calcium ion binding. NCBI's taxonomy places the organism in Eukaryota, Metazoa, Chordata, Actinopteri, Atheriniformes, Melanotaeniidae. The record is from RefSeq and is a predicted model, not a curated record. Gene Ontology annotation, cellular component: plasma membrane.